Anopheles cruzii is the source of this 1016-nucleotide messenger RNA. RefSeq names its product general odorant-binding protein 19d-like. Gene Ontology annotation, molecular function: odorant binding. The transcript is spliced from 2 exons. Lineage: Eukaryota; Metazoa; Arthropoda; Insecta; Diptera; Culicidae. The record is from RefSeq and is a predicted model, not a curated record. Gene Ontology annotation, biological process: sensory perception of smell. Bases 50 to 490 code for a protein of 146 amino acids.
CAUUGUCGAGAGCCUGCACGGUGCAGUUUGUAAGCGAAAUCGAAACGUGAUGCUCAUGAUGAAGUUCAGCGCGGUCGGUUUGUUGUUUGUUGGACUGGCGUUGGCCGGUGCAAAGGCCGAUAAAAUGAUGGACGCGAAGGAGAUGUUGCGCGGUUUGGCGGUCGAGUGUAAAACCAAGGAAGGGGCCAGCGACGCCGAUGUGGAUAUGUUCGUGAACGAUGAAACGCCGGAAACGCGCACCCAGAAGUGUCUGAUCGGGUGCAUGCAGGAGCAGUUUGGAGUGUCCAACGGAAAAGCCUUCCAGCCAGACGGCUUCAUGGAACUAUCGAAGGUGUUCAUGAAGGGCGAUGAGACGAAAGUGGAAGUCGCCAAAGAAAUUGCUGUCGACUGUAAAGAUGUCACCAACGAGGAUCGCUGUGAGCUGGCGUUGCUAAUCAUGAACUGCCUUAAGGAUUCGGCCGAGAAGCAUGGUAUCUCCUUGAAGCAUUAGCACCUUGGCUCCUUGAUGUCCUGAAUGCUCGCAUUUCGUUCCCUAAAAAUCGCAUACACUUCCUAAUAAACCUCAGGCCAGUUAUAACUUUGUGACCAGUGCCGGUCGCUUUAUUAAAUAUUCCGUUGCUGGGCGGUUCUAUCGUUCAAUCGAAUUUGUAAUUCUGCAUCACUUCGUUAAAGAUCGGUUUACAGUCGAUUUUGGCGUUAAGCCGGGCACACAGCAGAAACACCCCGGACAGCUUUCGGUGCAGCGAGUAGAUCUCCUCGGGCGGUGGACACAAUCGGUGUGCGACCAUCACCGGCACCAGGGCCGCAAUUUUCUUCGUCGUACUCUGCCGGCCAAACUCGAACUCUCCAGGCACGCUGAAUAUUUCCCCCAGUAUCAACACAGCAUCGAUGUGCGCAUUUUCCAUGGCGGGCGUUUCGUAGCCGGUAAGAAAUCCCAUCUUUCGCGAGAGCUCCAAAAUCUUCUGGCGAUCGUUUUUGGUGGCCGCCAUUAUGACGCGCAAGUAAUCGUCCAUGAA